Messenger RNA from Paramecium sonneborni, 559 nucleotides. The record is from the annotation of a GenBank genome assembly. Lineage: Eukaryota; Ciliophora; Oligohymenophorea; Peniculida; Parameciidae.
AUGAAAAUAAUAAAGAGUGUUUAAUAGCUAAAGGUGAUAUUAGAGGAAAGGGAAAUGCAAGAAAUAUAGGGAAGGACAAGAUAAGAGAUAUUAUUGGAAGUGAAAACUCAAGCAGAUAUGGAUUUAGUAAUCAGCUUUAUUAACUGCUGCAUCAAGAGCUUAACCAAAUAUAGCAGAUUAUCCAUUUACAACAUUAAAUCUUUUAGUUCGUAAAGUGCAAUUUGUUGAUAAUACGGAGAUGACAAUAACAAAUAUUGCAAGAUUAAUAGAAGAAGUUCCUAAUGAUAAAGGAUUAGGACAUGAAUUUUAAAGACAUAUUGAAAGUUGCAGAGUAAUCAUUUAAUAUUAUAAUUAUUAGUUAUUAUUAUAUUUUUUAGAUGGAUAAGCAGGAUAUAUUGAAGAGUAAAUAAAUAUAUUAAAGAAUGAAAUUAAGGAAUAUAAUGAAGAGAUAUAAAAACCUUAUAUUGCUCGUAUUAAUAAAGCUAAUUUGAUAAAAAAAGAUUAUGAUUAUUUAAUGAUUAGCGCUAAAAAUUGUUAAAUGUUGGCUAAUUACUUUUGA